Mytilus californianus (California mussel) is the source of this 2453-nucleotide messenger RNA. RefSeq lists its product as uncharacterized. Lineage: Eukaryota; Metazoa; Mollusca; Bivalvia; Mytilida; Mytilidae. The record is from RefSeq and is a predicted model, not a curated record. The transcript has 6 exons. The coding region runs from base 24 to 2453 and encodes 809 amino acids.
GUAAAUCUACUCAUAAUUUGGUUAUGACAAAGAUAAAGGCAACAACUGUUCUUCUCAAGUUCUUCUAUUGUAUAUUACUAAAAGAAGAACUAGUUGUAGCAGAUGGGGUCUUUACGUGGCUUCAGAGGGAUAGAUACGAUGAAAUGGUUGGAAAAUACAUCAAUGCCAUAAAGGGACACAACUGUGUAAGUAGAUCAAAAGCUGAUAUGCUGAUGAGGGAUGACAUUGUUACACAAAUUCCGAAAGCAAAUGAGCUGCUCAGUAAAGUUUUCUAUCAAAAUAGAUCUGCCUUAGUACAUAUGCAUAACAUGGCCCUGAAUAGGGCAUUCUUCAUGAGUUAUAUAUUACAACGAAUGAACAGUACCAGCGACUACUCAAUACAACCUAAUAUUCAUUAUCUCUACAUGUCUGUAACAGCAGAUAUCAAUGCUCAUCCAUAUGUCAUAAACGGUUCAUCUAUCAUUUUUGACCAAGACGUCUAUUAUCCGAACUGGUUGACAAACCUCGAUUUUAAUAAAACUAUUCCAUUGUUUGGUGUUAAAGGUUGGCGGACGGACAAUACCUUUGCUCAAGGAAAUUUUAUUCGGGAACCAAAUCGACGAGUUGUCCAAGUUGAAGAUAUCGGAGCGGGAAACAACAACAACUAUACUAAUGAAAGGCAUAAAAUGAAUCCUUGGUACCAAUUUUGGCUACCAGACUUAGACGAGCAUGAAGACAAAUCAAAUAAAUUCACAUACAGCGUAGGAAUUCGUUAUUCCAACGUUACUGGAAAAUUCAUUAAAGAAGAGUAUGACGUCUUCAAUUUUUUUGGUCCAAACUUACCAAGUCAAAGCGAAAAAGACAUUGGCAAAAUGCCAGUAAGAUUCACAGUACCAUAUUUUGACUGCGGAAAAUCCAACAAGUGGGUAGUCAGUGCAGUUUCUCCUAUUGUUGAUUUCUUCCCACGAUACUCCAACUAUACACAUAUGAGACGACAGAGAUUCGUUGGAGUUGCGGUAAUGGAUAUACAUUUUGCAAAAAUUGAUUUCAAUGCAUGUGGAAUCAGCCCAGGAAAUCCUGGACCAAGCUAUCUUGCCGGGAUAGCAAGGUGUAAGCCGAAUACAGGGUGUAAGCAUGUGAGUGGUAGAGGAUUCAAGCGUGGAGCAUAUAUCUGUCACUGUAAGAAUAAAUACGUAUAUCCUAUGGGUAUUCAAGGACCAUACGAUGGAAAACUGCUUGAACAGGCAACUAAUGCGGAGUAUGCAAACAGUUUUGGUUGCAUACGUGGUGAUCAUUACCGUGUUCUUCCUAUUGUUGACCAGAAAGCUCAUGUGACUGUUGAAUUUGGUGCAGCCAACAUAAAUGUUCGGAAGAAGAGAUCAGUCAAGGCAACAAAUGAAACCACUUCAAUCAAAUAUGGUAACAGUACACGGAGGAAAAGAACCACUGAUUUUAGCAACAGAUCUAAAUUUGAUCAAAUGCGAUUUAAUCGAAUGAUAAGAAUUUUCCGACAGAAGGUCAGUAUAAAUAAAAACAAUUGCAAAAGCGUACCUGCAAGUCUUCUUCAUUUACCUGGUGAUGCUGCUUACGACGUUGAAAAUCAAUUCAAAUAUCAGGGAACAACAGCACUAAAAUUAUCACAUUUUCUUAGUUUGUUUUUAGAAACUGUUCAAGCUACAGACAAUUUUGGUAAUUUAAGAGGAGGUGGCAGAUUGCAUCAAGAUCAUUUAUUUGGAGAAGUUUUGGCUAAUGUAAUGGCAGACUAUAGAAUUGUUUCCAGUGGAAUUUUCUUUGAACCAUACGUUUUCAAAAACCAGGAUGGGACUCCUAAAGAACUCUUUGGUCCUUAUGCAUUCAAAAGUGAAGGUGUUGCUAAAGCUAUAGACAUGACCGGUUUACCAAGAAAAUACAUUUUUGAAAACUGGUACCAGAGUAUCAAAGAGAGAUGGAAAACAAAUACAGCAAAACUCGAAAAACAUAAAAUGAAUCAACUUGUACGUUCAGACAUUAAAGGAACAAGUGCAGUCAAAUUUGAAUAUUAUCCAAUCGCGUACUUUGCUCCCAAAUAUGAUGAUGGUAUGUGGUCCAAUCCCCAGUUUAAAUGCGAUGGAAUGGUGGAUAGUUGGGUGAUGACUUAUAGCAUUCCAUUCUUUCAAAGAGACUAUGUGGCAAAGAAAAAUAAAUUUGCAGGAGUUGUAACGGUUGAUGUUCCUCUUGACAACCUGGAAAUAAACCAAUGUCCCCAGCCGUUUAGUGUUGCCAAUGCCUUCAAAAACACAGCAAGAUGUCAUAUAUCUACUACGUGCAAGAAGAUACCUGGAUAUAAAUACUCCCGAGGAGCAUACCGAUGUGAUUGUAAACAAGGAUACGAGUACCAGUUCGCUGAUGGAAAGACCUUUAUAGAAGGAAGUUUAGUCGAGCUUGAAUAUGAAAAGAAAGUGAAAAGACUUUUCAGUCGGCAAGUUAUAUGUUAA